UAUUGUGAAAACCUGGAACCGGAAACACUGCUCUUGUCCUGGCUAGUGGAAACAGCAGGCUGCGCUGAUGGCAGGCUGCUGCUACCUGUCAACAACAACCCAGGCUUAGCUGAGACUCAAGUCUGCUGGGCCCUUCAUCUGCUUCUCUCAGUUGUUGCAGGUCCUUUCGGUGUAGCCAAACCAGGCUGCAGUGUUAUGGAUGAACCAUGAAGGCCCAAUUACAAGUCACAGUGCUUUCAGCCAAGCUGAAGGAAAACAAAAAGAACUGGUUUGGUCCCAGCCCGUAUGUUGAGGUAACCGUGGACGGCCAGUCAAAGAGGACUGAGAAGUGCAACAACACACACAGCCCCAAAUGGAAGCAGGCUGUCACAGUAAUUGUGACUCCAGUCAGCAAGUUGAUCUUUCGCGUUUGGAGCCACCAGACACUGAAAGCAGACAUCCUGUUGGGAAUGGCCAACCUGGAGAUCAGUGAGACCCUUAAGGCUAACGACCUGAAACUAUGUGAAGUGGUGCAGACACUGCAGCUGUGCUCUGACAGAGACCCUCGGGAUGUUAUAGGUGACCUGUCAGUCUGUCUGGAUGGCAUGCAGGUAGACCCAGAGACCUUCGCCACAGCAGAGAGGGAACAUGCCACUCUUCCAAACGGAAACGCAAAACAAAAUGGAGACACCGGCAACAGGUCAAGCAGAGACACAUCUCCCUCCAGUGACUCAGAGGAGUGGGUUAUCGUACCUAAUGGUCACGCCGUCAAUGGUCAGGGUUCUCCUUCCCUAUCUCCAGGGGGCUCAAACGCCUCGCGUCCUCCCAGACCAGCCCGCCCUCCUCCUCCUACGCCUCGCCGACCAGCCCCCUCACCAACCUCUUCUAGCAGCUCCUCUCCUAGUGAGCUGAGUGAAGGUCCACCUUCCGAUGGCUCCUCUCAGGCGUCUGCUAGUGGGUGUUCAAAUCAACAGGAUGACUCAGGCGCAGGGGCAGCAGCAGCAACAGCAGCAGCAACAACAGCAGCAGCAACAGCAGCAGCAACAGCAACAGCAACAGCAACAGCAGCAGCAGGUUCUCAGACAGCAAGUGGCCCCAAACCAGGGACCUCAGCCUCAGCAGCUUUGGCCACAACAACUCCCAGAAUCACACCCAUGAGCAACGGCCCCUUACCUCCCGGGUGGGAGCAAAGGGCGGACCAGAAUGGACGGGUGUAUUUCGUGGAUCACAUUGAGAAAAGGACAACCUGGGAAAGGCCUGAUCCUCUGCCUUCAGGAUGGGAGCGCAGGGUGGACCCGAUGGGUAGGGUGUACUACGUCGACCACAUAACCCGAACUACCACGUGGCAACGCCCCACGCAGGAGUCAGUGCGUAAUUACGAAGAGUGGCAGCACCAGCGCAGCCAGCUGCAGGGAGCCAUGCAGCAGUUUAACCAGAGGUUCAUUUACGGGCUCCAAGACCAGUUGGCAGCGACAGCCAACAAAGAGUUUGACCCGCUGGGACCUCUGCCACAUGGUUGGGAGAAGAGAACAGACACCAACGGCAGAGUGUAUUUUGUUCAUCACCCGACUCGGGCGACGCAGUGGGAGGAUCCCAGGACCCAAGGGCUGCUGAAUGACAAGCCCCUGCCAGAGGGUUGGGAGAUGAGGUUCACUGUGGAUGGUAUUCCCUACUUUGUAGACCACAACAGGCGAACCACAACCUACAUUGACCCUCGCACGGGGAAAUCCUCACUUGAGAAUGGGCCCCAGAUAACCUAUGUCAGGGACUUCAAAGCCAAAGUGCAAUACUUCAGGUUCUGGUGUCAGCAAUUGUCGAUGCCUCAGCACAUUAAGAUUAACGUCUCCCGGAAAACCUUGUUUGAGGAUUCAUUUCAACAGAUCAUGAGCUUUCACCCGCAAGAUCUGAGGCGGAGGCUGUGGAUCAUUUUCCCUGGAGAGGAAGGCUUGGAUUACGGAGGUGUGGCCAGGGAAUGGUUCUUCUUGCUGUCUCAUGAAGUACUGAACCCCAUGUACUGUUUGUUCGAGUAUGCUGGCAAGGACAACUACUGUUUGCAGAUCAACCCUGCCUCAUACAUCAACCCUGAUCACCUCAAGUACUUCAAGUUCAUAGGACGCUUUAUCGCCAUGGCCCUGUUCCACGGCAAAUUCAUCGACACCGGUUUCUCUCUGCCCUUCUACAAGCGUAUUCUGAACAAACCUCUGGCUCUCAAAGACCUGGAGUCAAUCGAUCCAGAGUUUUACAACUCACUCAUCUGGAUCAAGGAUAAUAACAUAGAGGAGUGUGGACUGGAGAUGUUUUUCUCCGUUGACAAGGAGAUCCUGGGGGAGGUCACCACCCACGAGCUGAAAGCAGACGGAGGGAACGUCCAAGUAACGGAGGAAAAUAAGGAGGAAUACAUCAGGUUGGUGGCAGAGUGGAGGCUGUCCAGAGGUGUGGAGGAGCAGACUCAAGCAUUCUUUGAGGGCUUCAAUGAAGUUUUGCCCCAGCAAUACCUUCAAUACUUUGAUGCUAAGGAAUUAGAGGUGAUGCUGUGCGGGAUGCAGGAGAUCGACCUGGUGGACUGGCAGAGAAGCACAAUUUACAGGCAUUACGCCCGGAGCAGCAAACAGAUCCUCUGGUUCUGGCAGUUUGUGAAGGAGAUGGACAAUGAGAAGAGGAUGAGGCUGCUGCAGUUUGUCACAGGAACCUGUCGCCUUCCUGUGGGCGGCUUCGCUGACCUGAUGGGAAGCAACGGCGCUCAAAAGUUCUGCAUCGAGAAAGUGGGCAAAGAGAACUGGCUUCCACGAAGCCACACAUGCUUUAAUCGUCUGGACCUCCCUCCUUACAAGAGCUACGAGCAGCUGAAGGAGAAGCUCAUGUUCGCCAUAGAGGAGACAGAAGGAUUCGGGCAGGAGUAAUGCAACAAGCGCAGGAGCUGUAUGAUGGGAUGGAGGAGCCAUAUCCAUUUCAGACGAGAGAAAUGGAUUCUCAGAUUCUCCUCGCAGCCAGGAGCUGCUUUUAAACUGGUAGAUGGACGUACAAAUCUUCAUUUUCUAUCUCAUUAUCUUACGCAGUAACAGUUUCUAAGCGGCUUUCGUCACAAAUUCAUCUAUCCCACACAAGAGGACCUGUGAAUCCUCCUCUCCUCCCUCUGUUUCACUUCCCACCUACAUGAUCAGUUCCACCCUGAUCUCACCUAGCCCCGGUCGGCCCACUAUCAGACGAUGGAGGCAGAAGAGACGCCUUUCUCACCCCGUCAUGUCAGCACUCGCCGUACGUUGCGCAAGUGCAGUUUCUACACGUACAUCUGUGAAUCUGUGCAGUUGUAACUUGUUAAGAGCCAGAUUGUUGGGUCUAUGCACUAGAAUUAAUCAUUUUAGAGGAAAGAACCAUAUUUGUGCAUUUUGACUGAAAAUAAAAAGAUUCAUAUCUGAAAGUAACAUCAAAGGCACAUAUAUGGUUUUGGGUCUUUCAGACUCAACUUUUCUGUAUUUGAAUGGAUGGAUGAUUUUAUUUUUUUUUUUGAACAGCUGACUGACUGGACUGACUCCCGUAGCACACACACGCAGUUUCUUUAAUAACUUUGAUAAAUGCUAAUUGUAACGCUAAUUUCAUUUAUUUUGACAGGUUGAUUUCUUUAACUUUAUAACGUUGAGUUGAAACUUUGAACUAGUUUGCACAUAGUUAUGAGAGCAGGAAGACGGUUGUGAUUGUUCUUAAGAGAGGUUGUAUUUUUAUGUGCAAUAGUUUUGUAGAAAAAACAAUUUUGCCAAUAAUAGAGCCAAACAGUGAUUUGUUUGAUCGUUUUAUAACACUUUGGUAAGUUUCAGCCUUUACUGUUGAUUUAAAUUCUCAAUAUGAAAUAGAGAACAUUUGCAUAUUUGCAAGUGGUGAAACUGGUUUGGUUGUGAUUUGAUUUGAUAACUUUGCCUUCCCCAAAUGAUCUGUCCUGUAUAGAAUAUCAGCCUGUUUGACCAUGAAUUGUCAUUUCCUUUACCAGUCAGGGAGACUGAAAAGAGUGAAGCCUUUUCUUGGUAAUUAUGAGCUGCUACUAAUGAAGUGGGAGCUUUAGGAUGUAUCAAGUAAUAGAGAACAACGAUUUGUUGAAUAAUUACUUUUUCCCACUGAAAGGUAGCCAAUUCUCUGUUAGACGUCCAGAAUUAAGUAUUAUCCUAGAUCAAUAAUGAAGAUACUGACUCCUAACUGUCUAAUGUGUUAAGUGACUAAUGCAGUUUAUGUAAAUAUGCUGACAAAGUAGAAAACGUGUUUAAUAUCUUAAUACAUUUAGUUCACCCAAGCAGUGGACCCCUUUGGGUUGCAGGUAUAAGUUGAUAAUUAAGAUUUGAAUAAAUGUGAUAUAAGUGGCCCUAGUUUUAUAGGGUUUUAGGUAUUCAGAUUUGUACAGUAGUAUAUUAGUGUAUUUCAUGUCUUUUCCAAAAAAUAGCUCCGCUAAUGUCAAACUUAGUUUCUUUUUAGUACUGGGUAGAGUAUCACUUUAAGAAAAUGACUAUGGAAUGAAUCUACCAAAGGAUUUUAUUUAAUAUUUUUUUGUAAAACUUGACUUAACCAGGUGUAAUCAGUUCUUAACACCCCCUAAAUGAUUACACAUCUCACAUCAGUUGUGUCACUUGUGUCCUUUAUAAUAUUAGUGGGUAACACUGUGAGGUACAGAAAACAUAGCUCCGCUACUUCAAUCUUAAAAAACAAAUUUUCAAUCUGUAAAGUGAUAUUUUUUAACAACUUGUAACUGUCCAAGCUGUGUAGAGUGUAUGCAGGCAGCGUGGUGUAAAUUCUGUGGUUUAAUUUCAAUGUGUAUCUCAGAUCAUUUGAAAACUCUUGACUACAAAUUCAGUUUCAGCAAAUUCAUUUCAAGUUCCCAAUAAAAUGUAAAAGGAUGUUUUGCUCAUGAAUAUGCUGGUAUUACAUAAAAAAGGCCUCAGCUCUCCCUCACUGAACUGACAGGUGUAUUGACCCUCAGUCAACACCAGUUACUGCUCACUUUAUACUUUAUUGUGUCAGAUGUUUCACAUUAUCUCACAUUUUUCCCGUUACUGGCAGUAAUACACACACAUACACCUACAAAAAAAACUCUGUGUGGACCCGCUGGUGUGCAGACAAGAGAUUAUUUGUAAAAAAAAACAACAAAAAAAACAUACCUUGAUUUUAACAAAAAAAAAAAAAAAAAGGUUUGUGAUUAAAACGUUUACUGUUGAAUAUUUUAACAGAUUACAACUAAUAAUUUAGCACCUUGACACUCCAAACUGGUUGAAUUAACCACUUCACUGUUUAAUCACUGCUAUGUUCCAGAUCAUGGAGCAGUUAAAUGUAUAGAAAUAUGCAAAAUAGUGUUUUAGUUGUACUGAUUGCAUUGUAAAUCAUGUUGAUAGUGUAAUCACUGUUUUUUGAAGCUCUAACCUUUUUGAUAAGUGGAAGUCGAUGGUUGAAAACUAUUUAUUUGGAGGAUGGGUUUCCUGUAACUAUGGACUGGAUUGAUUGAGAGAGAGAAAAAAAAAACAGUAAUAAAGUGAUUUAAACACUGGGCUCCUUCAGGA
Sebastes umbrosus (honeycomb rockfish) is the source of this 5513-nucleotide messenger RNA. It is a transcript of the gene itcha, whose product is annotated as itchy E3 ubiquitin protein ligase a. The coding region runs from base 207 to 2879 and encodes 890 amino acids. The transcript has 24 exons. NCBI's taxonomy places the organism in Eukaryota, Metazoa, Chordata, Actinopteri, Perciformes, Sebastidae. The record is from RefSeq and is a predicted model, not a curated record. Gene Ontology annotation, biological process: ubiquitin-dependent protein catabolic process; protein K48-linked ubiquitination; protein K29-linked ubiquitination. Gene Ontology annotation, molecular function: ubiquitin protein ligase activity; protein binding.